UUUAAAACCACCACUAUCAAGAACCAGAAGGCAGGAUGGUCUAAUUUUGUUUUGUUUCUCUUGCAGUGAGCUUAGGAGUUGUAGAGUCUUAGAUUGAGCUGUUAUUUUGGGUUUCACAAGAGAACUGAGUCUACCCAGGGUUCAAACACAUUUGAGCAGAAAAGACCCAGUUUUGGUGUUUCAAACUGGAAAGACACAGACAAGGGAGAUUCCUGGGCUCACCCACCGCUCCCUACUCUGCCAUGUAUAGGAGCAGCUACUUGCAUGCAAUCCACAAGGAGAAGUAUGAACAAUCAGAUGCUUAUGAAGAACUUCCAGAGUCACCGGAAUUUGGUGGUCUUGCACAAGCCCAAGGCCUGGAAAACCUGCAGGAACUUAGUCAACAGUUUUCAAACUACAUCAACAGGGCUCGGGUGCUUGAGCAGCGUAACGCCAUCUUCCGCAAGCAACUUGAGACAUUCCAACGCAUGGAUGAGCUGGCUGGAUUAGAAGAGGCUUUUGCUGCUCAGAUUGAUCUCAAUCACCAGCGAGUCCGUGACCUGUCCACCAACAGAUCUAAGCUGGAACGUGAGAAGAAAGACGCUCAGCGCAUGUUGGAUGAAUACUGUAACAAAUAUAAAAAUGAAUGUGAAUAUCAGAAGAAGCAGAAAAGUACUCUUGAACAGCUUAAUAAGGAAGCUGAUGAAGCUUUGUUAUGUAAUUUAGAACUCCAGAUUGAAUCACAGUUCUUGCAAGAUGAUGUAAAUGCCACGAAAGACAGAUAUAAGAAGAACCUCAUGGAAGUACAGACGUAUAUUGGAAAUUUACAACAGAUCAUGCAAGCAGCACCUCCGGUGUCCAACAUCAUGGCUGGUGCCAGUGACGAAAAGCUGAUAACCGAGGGAAGGAUACCAAUACUCCAGAGUCAGUUAGAUGAAUACAAGGGCAUUUUUUCCCAGCUCCAAGCCCAAAAACUUAAGCUUCAGACAGAGACAGGAAUGCUGGACCAGGUGAUUAAGGACACCCAGCAGAGCUAUAAUGAUGAGAUUCACCUGUAUAAUGAGCAGAUUGACAGUCUGAGAAAGGGCAUAGAAGAUGCUGAAAGGACCUUGGAGAAAUACACCAACCAGUGUCGCCAACUGUCCAUUUAUAAACAGUCCCUAGAGAGUGAAUUGGAGCGUUAUAAACGUAUAAUUGAAAAUGAAGAUAGCAGAUUGAAUUCUGCUAUUAUUGGAACUCCAGUAACCCUAUUUACACAGACCUACAGACCAUCAGAGACCCCAACCUUGAAAGGGACAGACAUUACACUAGUCAUGCAAGACAUUGCUGGUGCCAAGUUACGGCAAAGAAGUCUGCCAAAGAAAAUGUUUAAGAGGAAGGAGAUUACACCAAAAGAUCUUACUAGUGGGUCUUCCUUAGAAAAAAUGUUUGACCAGCCGCAGGAAAGAUUUGACCAAAUUCUGAUGGAUUCCAAACAGGAAGGAUUACUCACAGAAAGUGAACAUGGAUCGAAUGGUACAAAGGAAGAAACUGAGCCCAGCAAAGCUGAAGAAGAUGUGCCUGAUGGAGCACAAAUAAGCAAAGCUUUUGACAAAUUGUGCAAUAUAGUGAAAGAGAAAGUCAGAUGCUACCAAAGACAGGAACCUAGAACUGGGUUCCAUGCUAAAGGAUAUGUAGUUAUUGCAGAAAAAGGCAGCUAUGAUGACACCUGCUUCCAUUCUUUACCUAUUCCUUAUAAGGGUAGAGUCAUUGUUUCAGAUGUUGAAGGAAAUAUAUCACGCGGUAUGAAACCAAUCCCAGAAUUACCCAGAUCUCCUGAACAUUACAAAAGUGAAUUCGAAGUCCAUAGAAUGCAAGAGCGAUCAAGGAUGCAGAAAGACAUUAAAUAUGAGUACAAACUGAUAGGCAAAGAGAAGGAAGAUGAUGUAUCCAGGUGGCAGAGAGAAUUUGGAAAAAAAGAAGCGUUCCCAAAAGUGGAAUUUACUGGGGCUUCUGAACCAUUUUCCACACCAUGUCCAAGUGAACAAAAUGAAGAAGGAAUUUAUGUAAAGAAACAAUGCAAAAAGCAGGAUGGCUUGCAUAAGGAACUAACUUCACCAAGCACUGUGAGUUAUGAGAAGGUAGAAAUGGUAGAAUCCAUUGAGAAAUUCUCUGAUGAAAAAAUCCAAAGCUAUGAAGAAACUGCUAUGAUUAUGGAGACCAUGACUGAGAAAACCAGCAAAAAGAAAUUGGAAGAAAAAAACCAUUAGAGUACACCUUCAAACAGCCAAUUAAUCCAGCUUACAAUUAUUGUAGAGGUGAUCCUCAGAGGGUUUUUUAUUUUUUUUAAUAGCAAUGCUAAAAAAGAUUAAUGGAACUCUACCAAUGUGAAUGGUUUGAUGUUGGUAGCCUAAAAAAUAUAUUUUGCUUGAUUCCUCAUCACUCUCCCCUUAUAUUGUCUGAUGGAGUGAUAAAAAUAGUGAAUGUGGAGUUGAAUUUCUCUGCCAAUAGCAAAAUUGUAGUUGUCUCAUCUUGAGGAUCUUAAAUGAAAUUCAAAUGUCACUCCCUCACCCUCAGUUUUUGCCAUCUCUGGGGGUUGUUGUUGAACAGAAGCCCCAAUUUUUCAAGAUCAUUCCUAUGUUGGCCUCAGUUAGAAGAAUGCACACAGGGAAGAGUAGCCACACCAUCAAAAGAAAGAAGGACCCGAACAACUGGUUUUAUGUAUCCCCAGCUCUAAAUAUUACUUCAGAUCUAAUAUGUUCACAAGAUCUUGUUUGGAAUUAAACUGUCCCAAGCCUCCAGGAAAGAACCAAAAUAUCCUCUAUUCCCCAUUAAAUUGAUGAUCAAAGGAAAAUAAUAGGGGAGAAGUACAUCUCUUUUAAGAUCACUAGUUUUUCUUAAUCAUAUCAACUUGCAAGGGAUUGGGGCCAUUGUGCUUGGUGCCAUUGCAUGUCCAAAGUGUAUCAAAUAUAAUACAAAUGGAUUUGAUGUCUUCAUUGAAGUGAUUCUUGGACUAUACUAAUACCUGAGUUUCUGAUGAUGCAAAUAUCUGAAUGUUAGCUGGUACCAUUUGGUUGAUUUUUUUUUUUUGCCUAAUAAACAUUUU
This is a messenger RNA of Crotalus tigris (Tiger rattlesnake), 3064 nucleotides long. RefSeq names its product beaded filament structural protein 1 (gene BFSP1). Bases 243 to 2228 code for a protein of 661 amino acids. Gene Ontology annotation, cellular component: intermediate filament; cytoplasm. The record is from RefSeq and is a predicted model, not a curated record. The transcript is spliced from 8 exons. Gene Ontology annotation, biological process: lens fiber cell development. Lineage: Eukaryota; Metazoa; Chordata; Lepidosauria; Squamata; Viperidae. Gene Ontology annotation, molecular function: structural constituent of eye lens.